Molecule: messenger RNA, 1617 nt
Organism: Colletotrichum higginsianum IMI 349063
Lineage: Eukaryota; Fungi; Ascomycota; Sordariomycetes; Glomerellales; Glomerellaceae
Product: Amino acid permease
Exons: 5
Coding region: 1-1617 (538 amino acids)
Biological process (GO): amino acid transmembrane transport
Cellular component (GO): membrane
Molecular function (GO): L-amino acid transmembrane transporter activity
Source: RefSeq, a predicted model, not a curated record
AUGAGUUCUCCGCUCAAACACGACCAUCAUGUCGGGGAGGACAGGCACGUCGCCCGGGACGACAUCUCGACGGAGGAGGUCGGCGUCGUCAAGCAACAGGAGACGUACGCCUAUGACGAGUCGCGCAAGAUUGGUGUCACGGGCGCCGUCUUCCUGAUUCUCAACAAGAUGAUCGGGACCGGAAUCUUCUCCACGCCCUCCGGCAUCUUCCAGUCCACCGGCUCCGUGGGCGUCGCGCUCAUGCUGUGGGUCAUCGGUGGCAUCCUCACCUUCUGCGGUCUCAGCGUCUUCCUCGAGUUCGGCCUCGCGAUCCCCCGGUCCGGCGGCGAGAAGAACUACCUCGAGCGCGCCUACAAGCACCCGAAGUACCUCGCCACCUGCGUCCUGGCCGCGCAGAUGAUCCUCCUCGGCUUCUCGUCCGGCAACUCGCUCGCCUUCGGCCGCUACGUCCUCUUCGCGUCCGGCUCCACCUCCCCGGACGGCUGGGCCGCCCGCGGCAUCGGCAUCGCCGGCGCCACCUUCGCCGUCGGCAUCCACGCCGUCACCCCCAAGUGGGGAAUCCGCCUGUUCAACGUGCUCGGCGUCUUCAAGGUCAUCGUCCUGCUCUUCAUCGUCUUCUCCGGCUUCGCCGCCCUCGCCGGUCGCCGUCUCGUCCCGGACCCCCACAACUUCGACAACGCGUUCCGCAUCGAGGAGGGCGAGGGGUACGGCAACGGCGGCGUCUACGGCUACGCCACCGCCCUGCUCCGCAUCAUCUACAGUUACAAGGGAUGGGAGAACGCCAACUACGUCGUCGGCGAGCUCAAGAACCCGCGCAAGACGUUGGCCGUUGCUGCCCCUAUCGCCAUUGGAGGCGUCACCAUUCUCUACGUUCUCGCCAACGUCGCCUACUUCGCCGCCAUUCCCAAGACCGAGCUCGCCACCUCCGAGGUCAUCGUCGCCGGCGUUUUCUUCCGCAACGUCUUCGGCAACAGCGCCGGCGCGAGAGCCCUGCCGGCCUUCGUCGCCAUCAGCAACUUGGGCAACGUGCUCGCCGUCAGUUUCGCCCACGCUCGUCUGAACCAGGAGCUGGCCAAGGAGGGUCUGCUGCCCUUCAGCCGAUUCUGGGCCUCCAACAAGCCUUUCAACGCCCCUGCGGCUUCGCUUUUCCUCCACUGGAUUGUGACCGUCAUUGUCCUGGUUGGACCGCCGCCCGGCCCGGCUUACAACUUCAUCACUGAUCUCUAUGUGUACCCCGGUGCCUGGAUCAACGCUUUCGUCGGAAUCGGUCUUCUCUAUCUGCAAUGGAACAAGAAGGAGAACUGGACCUCGCCUUGGCACACUUACUUCCCCAUCACGGUCCUCUACGUUCUCGUCAACGUCUUCCUGGCCCUCGUCCCUUUCAUCCCUCCCACCGGCUCUUGGACUGCCGACGGCUACCCGUACUACGUCUUCCCCAUCGUUGGUGUCGGUGUGCUCAUUCUGGGCGGCAUCUACUGGACCUUCUGGACAAAAGUCUUCCCUGCCAUCGGUGGGUACAAGAUCGUGGCCGAGAGAACGUAUGACGAGCAGGGCAACGAGGUCAUCCGGUACCGCAAGAUCAACACCAAGCACGGUCACUCGGGACCCAUCGACUGA